AUGUCCUGGGUUUUUGAGGUGGAAUUUGGGAUGUAUAUUCCCAAAGAAAAGGACUAUCAAUUUAUCCCAGAUAUUGACCUCACAGCAGAUGCAACGACCAGUAAUGCUGGUGACAACAGUGCAGACUCGAGGCAAGAAGAAGAUGACAGCAACUUUUCAGUGAUAACCUGGAACAUUGAUGGGCUGGAUCUAGGAAAUCUGAAGGAACGAGCUAGAGGAGUCUGUACUUACCUGUCGCUAUACAGCCCAGAUGUUGUGUUUUUACAAGAGGUCAUCCCACCAUAUCUUUGUCUUCUACAGGUGAAUGCAGGCAAUUACACUAUUGUUCCAGGUAAUGUAGAUGACUAUUUCACUGUCAUAAUGUUAAAGAAAUCAAGAGUGAAGCUACUGAAGCAUGAGAUAGUACCUUUUCCAACAACUGCCAUGAAGAGGAACCUUUUGGUUGUGCAUGUGAGCAUAUCUGGUAAUGAGCUUUGCCUUAUGACCUCUCAUCUGGAGAGCACUAAAAAUCACUCCAAGGAACGUAUAAAGCAGCUGCAAAUAGUGUUCAACAAAAUGCAGGAGUGUGAGUCCACCACUGUAAUAUUUGGAGGGGACACAAACCUCAGAGACAGUGAGGUUGCUAAACUUGGUGACUUACCUAACAACAUUACAGACAUGUGGGAGUUUUUGGGUAAACCUCAACACUGCCGCUAUACGUGGGACACGCACUCCAAUACCAACCUGAAUGCAGCCUACAAGUGCAAGAUGAGAUUUGACCGUGUGUACUUCCGGCCUGCAGUGGAAGGAGGGAAUAUAAUUCCACGAAGUAUGGACUUAAUUGGUUUGGAAAAACUAGAUUGUGGCAGAUUCCCUAGUGAUCACUGGGGUGUUCUGUGUAAUUUUGAUGUGAUACUGUAGAAAAGAAGAAAGACUUGCUAGUUUUUUUAUGUGACUUGUUCUUAGAAAAUUUUACCCUCUCAGUUUAAGUAGGGCAUAUUUAAAUUUUCAACCUUAACGUGCUCUCUGCUCUUGACUUCUGCAGAAGCCACUUCAUUUCAAGCCAGGGUUUCCUUUUCCUCAUUGUAUGCAUCUGUUCUCAAGUCACAUUUUAAAAUAUUUAUUUUUAGCAACAUCUGCAAAUACUAAAACAAAUUCUAGUUUUAAAGUCGGAGGAAAAAACUAAAUACAGUUCAUAAACGUACUCGGUGGUUUAAAAGAUGCUUUUAUUUUGGCAUGUAUUAUGAUCUUGUAAUAAAAGCUGCUUUUUU
Messenger RNA from Acanthisitta chloris (rifleman), 1250 nucleotides. RefSeq names its product tyrosyl-DNA phosphodiesterase 2 (gene TDP2). Lineage: Eukaryota; Metazoa; Chordata; Aves; Passeriformes; Acanthisittidae. Gene Ontology annotation, biological process: double-strand break repair. The record is from RefSeq and is a predicted model, not a curated record. Gene Ontology annotation, cellular component: cytoplasm; PML body. Gene Ontology annotation, molecular function: 5'-tyrosyl-DNA phosphodiesterase activity; single-stranded DNA binding. The transcript is spliced from 6 exons. Bases 1 to 900 code for a protein of 299 amino acids.